GACAGUGUCUGCGUUCCACCGGAUUUUUCUGAGAGGAGAAGAGGCGGGGGAGAGAAAUUACGAUUUUAUAUAAAGGAAAUAAAGUAAACGUAUUGCCAUUUGAAACGGUAAAAAAAAAAAAAAAGAUUUAAGUUUUGUAGGCGUUUUUUUUUUUUCCGGUGACGGAAUAAUCCGCUCUCGCGCUCUCCCGUUGCCGUUUCGUCGCCCUGGAUGCCUCACCAGUGUUCAGGUCCAUUUUGGUGAUUUUAAACAGAGGAGCGAGGGUCUAAUAAGAAGGUGUACGGAGAUUAGCACCAUGAUUCUAGUUGUUGAUCUUUGCAGCUUUUUAAAUGCGAAUUUCAAAGAUGUGAUGUCUAAUCUCCCAGGGCAGACUAACCCUACAGAAAACCCUUGAGAAGCGCCCGUAGCAUGUAUAAUAGCCAUACUCUCCUGCACGAGUCUCUUCAAGAUGGCUGUAGCCGUUGAUCAAGGUUAUGGAUUCAAGACAUUUUCCCGACCCCCAAGAUGCAAACUCCCGUCUUUCACUCAACUUGAUUUCAAUAUGCUCGAUGGCAGUCAAUCCAAGAAUGCACAAUCUCUGGAACAUGCUUUUGAGUUCACCAACAUGCAUAGGAGCUCCUCCUCUCCAUGCCUAUCUCAUUCUUCUAAAGUAAAAGAUGAUUAUGAUACCAAUUCAAGGAUUGAAAUCCUUGUUGGCCAUGCAGCACCAAGAGUACGUGCUCUAGUUGUUGAAGUUGCCAUAGCUAUGGCCUCUGGUGUCAAUCCUGAGCCAACGUCAAAUGGGCUUGGUGGUGCCUACUUUUUGCGUGCUCAAAAUGGUGAUGCUAUAGCUGUUGCAAAGCCUAUAGAUGAGGAACCUCUAGCCUUCAACAAUCCAAAAGGUUUAGCAGGACGGAUGUUAGGCCAACCUGGCAUGAAAUGCUCCAUCAGGAUCGGUGAAACUGGUUUGCGUGAAUCGGCUGCUUAUUUCCUUGACCAUGACAACUUUGCCGGUGUCCCUCCUACAGCAUUAGUUAGAUUCUCCCAUGUCAAAUUCAAUUUAAAUAGUCUAGGAGCAGAUUCGAACCCAGUUUAUAAGAUUGCAUCGCUUCAACGUUUUGUGAAUCAUGACUCUGAUGCAGGAGAUUUGGGGCCUUCAAGCUUCUCAGUCACUUCUGUACACCAUAUAGGUAUACUAGAUAUAAGACUGAUGAAUCUUGACAGGCAUGCGGGGAACAUUCUCGUGAGGCAAGGACAUGAAAAUUAUGCCGGGGGAACGGCUGAGCUAGUUCCCAUAGAUCAUGGAUUUUGCUUACCUGAGUCACUUGAUGAUCCAUAUUUUGAGUGGCUGCACUGGCCGCAGGCCUCGAUACCUUUUUCGGAGCCUGAAGUUGAUUACAUAUCCAGACUUGAUCCUUAUAAAGAUGCUGAGCUGCUAAGAACUGAGCUUCCGGCAAUCGGGGAGUCUUCCGUUCGGGUUCUAGUGCUUUGCACAAUCUUCUUGAAACAAGCAACAGCCCAUGGGUUGUGUCUUGCUGAUAUAGGUGAGAUGAUGACUAGGGAAUUUCAGGGAGGAGAAGAAUAUUGGAGUACAUUAGAGAACCUAUGCCUAAAUGCUAAGGAUAGCUUGAAGAUCGGACUAAGUGAUGAUAAUGACAGUGAUAAUCAGCUUGAAGAAGUUGAUGAGGAGGUGUUCCAAUUUGAUGCUGAAUAUGAGGAUGGCCUUAAUGAAUCAACAGAUACCAAUGAUAGUUUGCAGAACUCCCCCACAAAUGGUAAGCCAUCAAAUAUUCCAAGAUUUUCAUCGACGAGGAAGUUACAUGAUUUGACAUUCCCUGUUAAUAAGAAUGAAGAAUAUCUAGUUGAUGAUCAUGCUCUGAACACAUUCUUGGACAAUUGCGCCGAUGGAGGCAAUAAUGGGGAUGAUGGUGCCAAGGCCAGUGCCUUGAUGAGGAGUCUCAGUUUCUCCAUACAAAAGUAUAAUCAUGACGGUCAAUGCAUUUCGUUUGGGGAAAUGGAUGAUGAGGAGUGGCAGUUGUUCUUGGAAAGGUUUCUAAAACUUCUGCCGAAGGCCUUUGAGGAAAGAAAAGCCAUGGGCUUGUCGAAGCAAAGGUUGGGAUGUUCUUGUGAUUUUUGAAGAAUGUUUUGAGUGCAAUAAUCCGUGUCGAACAAUUGUCUAUACAUCUUACUAACGCCAUAGAUGACUUGCAUAGGAUGUAGAUAAAAAUCUUUAGUACAGGCGGAAAAGCGAUCGGCAGCUGCAAGAGGCCGUCCAUUCCCUUUGUAGGCUUGUAGAUGAUCUUUCUCUUCCUGCAUUUCUUUGUGGUCUUUUUUCUAUUUUUCUUCUCUUUCGAUCGCAGAAACUGUAUAGUACUGUAGGAAGUGAUUUCUCACGAAAUCUUGUAAUUAGUUUAGGGCAGCAAAAUCAAAAUUUGUAGCCCUUUAAGCUGAUGGCUACAUUUUAGUCUUGUACCUUUAUUUCUUCCUUGAAAGAGUUCUUAUAUUUAUGCUUCCUCACUUGGAGCAUUCUUAGCAAAACUUUUAUACAUAUGGAUUUUCCCUCUAGUUUUA
This is a messenger RNA of Sesamum indicum (sesame), 2550 nucleotides long. Its product is annotated as phosphatidylinositol 4-kinase gamma 8. NCBI's taxonomy places the organism in Eukaryota, Viridiplantae, Streptophyta, Magnoliopsida, Lamiales, Pedaliaceae. The record is from RefSeq and is a predicted model, not a curated record.